AUGGGAUCUGGACUUGGAACCAACAUGGCACCUGUGAUUGGAGCCACCAUGGGAUCUGGUCCUGGAGCCAAUAUGGCACCUGGUCCUGGAACCAACAUGGGACCUGGUCCUGGGACCAACAUGGCACCUGGGAUUGGAACCAACAUGGCACCUGGGAUUGGAACCAACAUGGCACCUGGUUCUGGGACCAACAUGGCACCUGGGAUUGGAACCAACAUGGCACCUGGGAUUGGAACCAACAUGGCACCUGGGAUUGGAACCAACAUGGCACCUGGGAUUGGAACCAACAUGGCACCUGGUCCUGGGACCAACAUGGCACCUGGAAUUGGAACCAACAUGGGAUCUGGUCCUGGAGCCAAUAUGGCACCUGGUUCUGGGACCAAUAUGGGACCUGGGAUUGGAGCCAACAUGGGAUCUGGUCCUGGGACCAACAUGGGACCUGGGAUUGGAACCACCAUCAGCCACGGUCUUGGAGGCAACAUUGGGGCCAACAUUGAACCUCCUCAUGGAGCCAACGUUGGGCCCGGCCUUGGAGACCCCGUUGGCCACGGUCUUGGCUCUGAGGUUGGCAUCAGGGUGGGCCUUGGCCUUGGGGUGGCAGCAGGAGCCGACGUUGGGCCCGACCUGGGGGCUGAUCUUGGUGCUGCCCUGGGAGCUGGUGCUGGAGGUGAUGGUGGAGCUGGUCUCCAACCUGAUGGUGGAGCAGAUGUUGGGGCUGGUUUGGGGGCCGGAGUCACUCUGAGCCUUGGGACCAACAUUGGGCCUGGCCUCGGCGUCACCAUUGGGGCUGGACUUGGCCUUGGAGCCAACAUUGGGGCCACCGUUGGCUCCAGUCUUGGUUCUCCUGGUGGACUUGGCCUCGGAGCUGCUCUUGGGACCAACAUUGGCACCACGUUGGCACCGGGGGUCGGCGUCGCCAUCGGAGCCGCCGUCGGGGCCGGUGUCGGAGUCACCGUUGGGGCCAACGUUGGGCUGGGACCUGGUGCUGGACUCACUGUUGGAGCCAACGUUGGUCCUGGGCUUGGAGCUGGAGUCACCAUUGGCUCCACUCUUGGCCCCAACGUUGACCUUGACCUCAGCGUCGGAGCCAACGUUGACCCCGCCCUCGCGUCCGACGUCAGAG
Molecule: messenger RNA, 1123 nt
Organism: Chaetura pelagica (chimney swift)
Lineage: Eukaryota; Metazoa; Chordata; Aves; Apodiformes; Apodidae
Product: fibroin heavy chain-like
Exons: 1
Source: RefSeq, a predicted model, not a curated record